AUGAUAUUUUUGCUGUUUACUGUAGCACUCGCAAGUGCGGACCCCCUCCGUCAAGCACUCCAGUCUAACGAAGGACUGGCCAGACUUUUCACCCAGUACGAGACAGUGGAGGGUAAAGUCUACUCGGCUGAUGAAGCGAGGUUGAGGUUCAGAUUGUUCCGGAAGAGUGUGAAGAAUGCGGCGGACACCAACGAGCAGGAUCUAGGCUGGACAGCUGGACUGAACCUGUUCUCUGACUUGACUGAGGAGGAGAAGGGACAGUACCUAGGUCUGAACAUCUCUCUGUCUCAUGCUCAGGGGGAGCCAAUGCCUCUUUCAGAUGCUCCUGCAGCUGAGGAGAUUGAUUGGAGGAAGAAAGGUGGGGUGACUGGUGUGAAGCAACAAGGCAGAUGUGGAUCUUGCUGGACUUUCGGAGCUGUCGGCAGUAUUGAGGGAGUCCAUUUUGAUAAGACUGGUAUUCUCAAGAAGUUCGCUGAGCAGGAGCUAUUAGACUGUGUCUAUGAGGGUAAAAGGGACGGAUGCCAGGGAGGUUUGAUGCACGAUGCCUUCAACUACAUGAAGCAAACACAAAGACUAGCUCCUUCAGCUGCUGUCUCCUACACUGCUAAAGACGGAUCUUGCAACUAUGGAAGCAAACCUAAUGGCUUGGAAAGAAAGGUUGAGGGAAUGUUCGAGAUUUCCAAAUCUGAAACAAAUCAUGUUAGUGCUCUCUCCAGAGGUCCCAUAGCAGUUGCUUUUGAAGUAACGAAUAACUGCCGGCAAUACAGAGGAGGAGUGUUUAAAGACAUGUCCUGCACAGGGCAACCAAACCACGCGGUCACUAUGGUGGGUUACAACAGCAAGACAUUCGCUAUUAAGAACAGUUGGGGAGGGAGCUGGGGAGACAGUGGUUACAUCCACAUGUCCAGGAACCACGGCAAUUGUGGACUUUACUCUCAUUCUGUAGUUAUUUCUCUGGCUGGAUCUAGACCUGACCCUAUCCCUGAUCCAACUGAUGGACCCAUUCCAACCCCUUCUGAUGGACCCAUUCCGACCCCAACUGAUGGACCCAUUCCGACCCCAACUGAUGGACCUGACCCAGACCCUAGCUGUAAAGAUCUCGCACAUAACUGCGACCUGUUCGUGGACUGGCUGUGCAAGUACCAACCAGAUAACUGCAGGAAGACGUGUGGAUUGUGCUAGAUUGAUCAGGAACCAACCUGCAUGUUAGGAUUCUUGAAAAAAGUAACAGAUUGUAUUGUGCACUCUUA
Molecule: messenger RNA, 1250 nt
Organism: Bolinopsis microptera
Lineage: Eukaryota; Metazoa; Ctenophora; Tentaculata; Lobata; Bolinopsidae
Product: procathepsin L-like
Exons: 1
Coding region: 1-1182 (393 amino acids)
Cellular component (GO): lysosome
Molecular function (GO): cysteine-type endopeptidase activity
Source: RefSeq, a predicted model, not a curated record